Molecule: messenger RNA, 387 nt
Organism: Arctia plantaginis
Lineage: Eukaryota; Metazoa; Arthropoda; Insecta; Lepidoptera; Erebidae
Source: the annotation of a GenBank genome assembly
AUGGAUUCGAGAAUAUUGCUCGUUUUGGCCUGCAUGAUUGCAGUGGCCUCCUCAUGGUCAUUACCUUACCCGUCAGCUCCGAGAGCACCGAUGAGGUUCACGAGAUUCGCUCCUCCACCUCAUCCAAGGCCAUAUUUACACGCCAAUCCACACGCACAUCGCAAAGUUCCAGCUCCAGUUGAAACAUCAGACAUAGAAGAAGAACCACAACAUCGCCCAAAACGUGGUCAUGACGACUAUGACCACGACCACGACUACCAAUCCGGCAACAACCACAGGGGCACCAGCGGCGUCACAGGUCCUGUCCAUACCUUCGUAAAGACCGACAAGAACGCCAACUACAAGUGGGGGGUCAGACACCACGUCGGUGAUAAAUAUGCCUCCUAG